This is a messenger RNA of Bathycoccus prasinos, 939 nucleotides long. RefSeq lists its product with no specific name. Gene Ontology annotation, molecular function: protein binding. Lineage: Eukaryota; Viridiplantae; Chlorophyta; Mamiellophyceae; Mamiellales; Bathycoccaceae. The transcript has a single exon. The record is from RefSeq and is a predicted model, not a curated record. The coding region runs from base 1 to 939 and encodes 312 amino acids.
AUGUCUUCUGGAGUGAUAACAACGAGAGCGCAGAAAAGACGAAUGGGGGAGAGAGAUGUGUGGGAUUUGAUCGUGAAUGACGAUGAUAUUUGUUUCCAACAUAUUCUUCCGAGAUUGAAUUCGAAUGAUGUGAAAUUCUUGUACGAGGUGAAUGGUGAAACGAGAAAGUUGAUUAAGAGAUCAACUCGCGCGGGUGAUUUGAAGAAGAAGUUUAAGGUCGACGAGAUGUCGUCGGUAUCGACUUUGGAAGUUGCGUGGGAGCAUAAAUCGUUGUUGCCGAGUGACUGGAGCGAUGCUGAAACAAAGUUCUGCUGGCAAGUUGCUGGAACGAAUAAACUCGAGUUGCUCAAGUGGGCGCGAGAGGAGAAAAAGUGUAAGUGGAAUGAAGGGACGAUUAAUAGGGCCGCAGAACAAGGUAAUCUGGAAAUGGUCAAGUAUUGCGUUGCAAAUGAGUGUCCUAUCAGUACGUUGACGUGUGCAAAGGCUGCCGGAGACGGUCAUCUCGAGGUACUCAAAUACUUACGUGAAGAAGCGAAAGCGCCUUGGGGUCCGGAAACUGCCGCUUGGGCGGCUAAAAAUGGUCAUCUCUACAUACUCGAAUAUCUUGUUGAGCGUGAGUUUCAAUUUGACGAAGGCGCGUGUCAGUUGGCGGCCAAAAACGGCCACUUAGACUGUUUGAAGUACUUGCACGAAACCGCCAAAGCGCCUUGGAACUAUUGGGCCGUACGAGGAGCGCACAACAAAAACCACACCGAGUGUGUACAAUACCUCCUCGACAACGACUGCCCGUUACCAGAUGGUUGGUCGUACGAAGACGGAGAGUUAUACUCUUCUGAGGAAGAGGAAGGAGAUUACGUCGACUGGGAAGAAGUCAUGGAAUACUGGGCCGACCCGGAAGACUGGGACGAAUUCAUGGAACACUGGGCCCACGGGAUGUGA